AUGGAGGAAUCUCUCAAAAUCAGAAACAUUGAUGGUGCUCAUCGGAAACAAGCCUUGCUACACUGUGGUGCCACUCAAAUGGUCUACAAUUGGUUACAUCUCAACAAGGAGUCUUCUAGGACUAAGUCUCUAGUAACUCCUGGGAAUGGGAAUAGCAAAGAUUCGACUCCGCUGACCAAAUUGACCGUGCAGCGUUUUCUCCCGAUGGAAGGCAUAUCGUUUGUGGUUCCGAGGACAAGUUUGUCUACCUAUGGCGUACCGCUGAUCUACCUUCUACAUUAUCAGUGCGAAAGGAUCGUAAUGCUACGGGGGAAAGGGACCGUAGAAAAGGAGCGCACACGCAUGCGGCUGUACAGCUAA
Cylicocyclus nassatus is the source of this 360-nucleotide messenger RNA. Lineage: Eukaryota; Metazoa; Nematoda; Chromadorea; Rhabditida; Strongylidae. The record is from the annotation of a GenBank genome assembly.